Periconia digitata is the source of this 594-nucleotide messenger RNA. The record is from the annotation of a GenBank genome assembly. NCBI's taxonomy places the organism in Eukaryota, Fungi, Ascomycota, Dothideomycetes, Pleosporales, Periconiaceae.
AUGGCAGUUUCAGAUGAUGUCGACACGCGUGUAGAAUCCCUCGAUGUCAAGCUGGCCAAACUCAACGCCGAACUCUCCGCCUACCAGCAGAAACUAGCCAAGAUGCGCGACGGACCCGGCAAGACAGCUAUCAAACAAAAAGCCCUCAAAGUCCUGCAACAACGCAAAAUGUACGAGUCACAGCGGGACCAACUGCAGGCGCAGUCCUGGAAUAUGGAGCAAGCCGGCAUGAUGCAGGAUAAUCUGAAGAACACCAUGGUCACGGUUGAUGCUAUGAAGACUACCACCAAGGAACUGAAGAAACAGUAUGGCAAGGUCAAUAUCGAUAAGAUUGAAAAACUGCAGGACGAGAUGGCCGAUCUCAUGGAUAUUGGGAAUGAUAUACAGGACGCUAUCAGCCGCAGCUACGAUGUUCCCGAUGAGGUGGAUGAGGCCGAGCUUGAUGCUGAACUGGAGGCUUUGGGCGACGAGGUGGAACUGGAUGGUAUUGGAGAGUCAUCAGGCAUGCCUGCAUUCAUGCUCGACGACGCUGCUCCGCCUCAAUUCAUCGACGAACCGCCAGAGCAGAACAAGGUCAAGGAGGCUGCAGGAUGA